AUGCGUUUCAAUACACUCCUUGUGGCUCUUAGUAGCCUGAUUCUCGGUAUACAUGCCUACUGGCUGGCCGAUAUUUCUCAUCAAGGUGUAGCACCUUUUGCCGGUUCAGGAUACACAGUCUUCCGCAAUGUAAAAGACUAUGGUGCCAAAGGUGAUGGAGUCACGGAUGAUACUGCUGCUAUCAAUGCUGCCAUUACAGCUGGAGGAAACCGUUGCGGACAGGGCUGUGCAUCGACAACUGAGACGCCAGCCAUAGUAUACUUCCCAGCAGGAACAUAUCUGAUUUCAUCCUCCAUCAUUCCCUACUACUUCACCCAGCUCAUUGGAGACCCAACCUCGCGGCCCGUGCUAAAGGCCACGAGUGGCUUCUCUGGCUUUGGUCUGAUCGAUGGCAACCCUUACUGGUCCUCGGACCUGAACUGGGUUUCCGUCAAUGUCUUUUACCGCCAGGUGAGGAACUUUGUCCUUGACACGACCAAUAUUGCUCCCGGUACCGCUGCAACGGGUAUGCACUGGCCAACCUCGCAAGCUACCAGCUUGCAAAACAUUGUGUUCAACAUGCCCACAACCUCGGGUGUCGUACAUGUUGGUCUGUUCAUUGAAAGUGGAUCUGGUGGUUUCAUGAGCGACUUGACUUUUAACGGAGGUGCAACUGGUGCAUCCAUGGGUAAUCAGCAAUACACAAUGAGGAACCUGGUCUUUAACAACUGCGGUACUGCCAUCAUUCAACUGUGGGACUGGGGCUGGACAUACAUUAACCUGCAGAUUAACAACUGCGGCAAGGGUAUCGACAUCUCUGCAGGAGGCUCGUCUGACCAAGAUGUCGGUUCCAUCACGGUCCUCGACAGCACUUUUGUCAACACGCCGGUUGGUAUCAUCACUGCCUACUCUUCUUCUUCACAGCCAGCCACCGCCGGCAGCAUUGUGCUCGAGAAUAUUGUGCUACAAAACGUACCUGUUGCUGUACAAGGACCCAGCGGCACUUUGCUCUCGGGCGGCUCAUCAACCAUCAGCGCCUGGAGCUCCGGACACAGGUAUACUCCCAAUGGCCCGCAAAGUGCCGUAGGAGCUAUCACGCCCAACUCGCGGCCGUCUGUUCUGCUUGGCAGCAACGGAAACUACUACCAACGAUCAAAGCCUCAGUACGAGUCGCUUGCUGCAUCUUCCUUCGUCAGUGUUCGUAGCGCUGGAGCGAAGGGUGAUGCUUCCGCAGAUGAUACUGCCGCGAUCCAAUCAGCAAUCAACAGCGCCGCGUCCGCUGGCAAGGUCGUCUUUAUCGACUAUGGUCUGUACCGCUUGACGUCGCCAAUCUCAAUCCCGCCCGGCUCCAAGAUUGUUGGUGAGGGCUACCCAGUCCUCAUGGCUACCGGAUCGUACUGGUCGGACAUUAACUCGCCCAAGCCCGUUCUCCAGGUGGGUUCGACCUCUGGGCAGUCGGGACAGGUUGAAAUGUCCGACUUUGUCGUCGGCACGCAAGGGUCGGUACCUGGAGCGGUGCUGAUUGAGUGGAACCUGGCGUCCCCGAGCGGCUCCCCCUCGGGCAUGUGGGACGUCCACACGCGCAUCGGCGGUUUCGCCGGGUCCAACUUGCAGGUUGCGCAGUGCCUCAAGAACCCCGGGUCGUCAACAGUGGUGCCGGGCUGCAUCGCGGCCUACAUGAGCAUGCACGUGACGGCGUCGGCGUCGGGCCUGUACAUGGAGAACACGUGGCUGUGGGUGGCGGACCACGACAUUGAGGACGCCUCCAACACGCAGGUCACCAUUUACGUCGGCCGCGGCCUGCUCAUUGAGUCCAAGGCCGGCCCCGUCUGGCUCGUCGGCACCGCCGUCGAGCACCACGUCCUGUACAACUACCAGUUUGUUGGCGCGUCCAACGUUUUUGGCUCAGAGUUCCAGACCGAGACGCCCUACUUUAUGCCCACCCCCAACGCCCUUGUCCCCUUUUCCGUAAACACGGCCCUGCACGAUCCCGACUUUAGUGCCAGCUGUUCCGGCGUCUCGGGCAACUGCGCCGCGACCUGGGGGCUGAGAGUCGUCGACACGAGCAAUCUUCUCGUCUACGGCGCCGGCCACUAUUCCUUCUUUUCAUCGUACAGCACUACUUGUUCGACAAUUGCGGCGGGCGAGACGUGCCAAUCUCGUAUCGUGUCUCUUGAAGGUAACAUUAGCAACGUGAACAUUUACAACCUCAACACGAUUGGAUCACUCAGCAUGAUCAAUCGGGAUGGCACGAGUCUGGCCAGCUGGUCAGAUAACGUGAAUACAUUCGCGGCCAACAUUGCCGUGUUCAAGAGUGGUUGA
This is a messenger RNA of Pestalotiopsis fici W106-1, 2301 nucleotides long. RefSeq lists its product as uncharacterized. NCBI's taxonomy places the organism in Eukaryota, Fungi, Ascomycota, Sordariomycetes, Amphisphaeriales, Sporocadaceae. The transcript has 9 exons. The record is from RefSeq and is a predicted model, not a curated record. Bases 1 to 2301 code for a protein of 766 amino acids. Gene Ontology annotation, molecular function: polygalacturonase activity.